AUGGAUAUUCACGGCCGGACCGCCCUAUCCUAUGCAGUGCUGCAGGGACAUGAGGAGGUGUUUCGAAUACUCAAAGCAAGAGGGGCCCAUAUGGAAUCAAAAGAUGAUGAAGGGCGAACUCCGUUAUUUUACGCAAUUUGGGGUGGACAUGAGACUAUGGUAAAGCUCCUUCUGGAUGAGGGUAUCGAUGCAAAUUGCGAAGACAACGGCAAACAAACACCCCUUUUCCAUGCCAUACAACACACCUUUGAGGGAUUGUUUGAGACAAAUAAGAGAGUCAAAAUCGUGAAGUUGCUAUUAUCGAAAGACGUCGAUCUCUCUCGCAAGGACAAAACCGGCCAAGUUCCCCUAUCAUAUGCAGUGCAAGGCGGCAACAAGGCUUUGGUAAAACUACUCCUUGAAGAAGGUGCCAAUAUAGAAUUUGAGAAUGAUAGAGGCGAGACUGCACUGUCAAAUGCAGUGACACGUGGGCAUGAGGACGUCGUCAAGCUUUUGUUGGGAUGGCACGCUAACCCAAGAUGCAAAGAUUAUGAUGGCCAGACCCCACUGUCAGCCUCAGCAAGACGUGGAAAUGAGUCUAUGGUGCGAAUUGUUCUAGAGGGUCUUAUAUUCGAAAGCCGUCCUAAAUGCAUUUGCGUUUAA
Messenger RNA from Penicillium samsonianum, 642 nucleotides. Its product is annotated as ankyrin repeat domain-containing protein. Gene Ontology annotation, cellular component: nucleus. The transcript has a single exon. Gene Ontology annotation, molecular function: protein binding. The coding region runs from base 1 to 642 and encodes 213 amino acids. Gene Ontology annotation, biological process: regulation of gene expression. NCBI's taxonomy places the organism in Eukaryota, Fungi, Ascomycota, Eurotiomycetes, Eurotiales, Aspergillaceae. The record is from RefSeq and is a predicted model, not a curated record.